Racocetra fulgida is the source of this 1247-nucleotide messenger RNA. NCBI's taxonomy places the organism in Eukaryota, Fungi, Glomeromycota, Glomeromycetes, Diversisporales, Gigasporaceae. The record is from the annotation of a GenBank genome assembly.
UUUAUGACAUUACUAUCUCUAAAGAAGAAUUAGCACCUGACGGUUUUACUCGAGAGAUGUACACUAUAAAUGGUCAAUUUCCUGGUCCCCUCAUUGAAGUUAAUAAAGGUGACACUUUAGUUCUUAAUGUCCACAAUGAUUUAGAAGAUGAGACAACGAUUCAUUCACAUGGAAUGUUUCAACGUGGGACUCCUUGGUAUGACGGUGUUCCUGGACAAACACAGCGUGGCAUUCCACCAAAAAAAUCAUUUACCUACGAAUUUAAAGUGGAUCAAAGCGGGACUUACUGCCAUUCACAUUCGAAUGCUCAAUAUAUUGAAGGGGUUGUUGGUGCCCUUAUAGCUCACGAUCCAGAUGAUCCUUAUCUUGAAGAUUAUGAUGAGGAAAUUGUAGUAUUACUACAAGAUUGGUAUCAUAAGGAUUCGAAGAUCUUGUUGUCUGAAUUCAUGAAUCCUGCAAACGUAAACGGAAGUGAACCAACACCUGAUAAUGGUUUGAUUAAUGGAAAAAAUUCUUACAACUGCUCUUGGGCACCGGCAGGCAAAUAUUGGAUGCGCUCGGAAAUGGAAACUGCAUGUCUCGCCACUGAAUCAGAUAAGCUAAAUCCUCUUGUAAAAGCCAUUGUUGAAUAUGAAGGUCAUGAUAUUGAUGAUGAUCCAAAAUCGGUUGCCUGGACUGAAACCCCUGAAACUUGUGUAGAUUUGGAUUCAUCAAAUUUAAAACCUUAUAAUGAACAAAAGGUUCCAGACGUGGAUUAUAAAUUAAUAGUAGAUGUUAAUUUCCAUCCAGAUGAUAAAGGUAUCGUCAGGGGAUAUAUAAACAAUUCAACAUAUUUAUUGGAUGCGAAAUACCCUACACUUCAUAAAGUAUUCGAUAAUGUGAAAGAAUAUCCAGCUGAUCAAAAUGCUUACUUAAUUGAGAACAAUAAAGUUGUUGAUAUUAUUUUGUCAAAUUAUAACUAUUUAAAUUUCAAAGACCCUAUACAACGUGAUACUGUUACUGUUCCUCCUGAUGGGUGCGUUAAAUUUGUAAAUUUAAAUUUGUCAACUUUUGUUUUAAUAAUAUUAAAAAUAUUUAAUUUUGCCACCAGAUGGACCAUCCUUCGAUUUGUAUCAGAUAACCCUGGUGUAUGGGGAUUUCACUGUCACAUUGAAUGGCAUGUACAAUCAGGUUUAGUUAUGCAAUUCAUCGCCCAACCAGAUAAAAUCAGAGAAUUAAAAGCACCUGAUGAGUGGGCACAAUUAUAA